GAUCUGAGGCGAGGAGCGAAGACAGUGAGCAGAGAAGACCCGUGCCCUGAGGAAGAGGAGGAGGAGGAGGAGGAGGAGGAGCAGUGCCUGUGUUUCACAUCUGAGGAGCAGAGUGGAAGCGGAGGAGGAGGAGAGACGAGAAUCGUCCAUACACACACACACACACACACAAACACACACACUCGACCUGGAAACGAGGAUAAAAGGUGUCAGAGACCAAACACACAGAAGGGGGAAAGACAAAAAUAUAAUACAAUAGGAGCCGCGCAGCUUUGGUUUGGAUUUUGGAUCGUGGUUCUUAAAUCUUGGAUCGGAGAAAUGGAAGUAGCCGCCGCGGGAGAGCACGUCUUCGCGGUGGAGAGCAUCGAGAAGAAGCGCAGCAGAAAGGGGAGAGUGGAGUAUCUGGUCAAGUGGAGAGGAUGGUCUCCCAAAUACAACACGUGGGAGCCAGAGGAGAACAUUCUGGACCCUCGACUUCUCGAUGCUUUUCAGCUCAGAGAACGUCAAGAGCAGAUGAUGGGAUACCGCAAGAGAGGACCUAAACCCAAGCACCUGCUGGUUCAGGUCCCGUCAUUUGCCCGUAGAUCCAGUAUUCUAAAUGACCUUCAUGAAGCUUCACUGGAUGAAGAAGAUGAAAAAUGUGAUAGCACCAGCCCUGUCCACGUGCUCCGUCCCCAAGGCACACAGUACCAGCUGAACAGUACCAAUCACCACAAGUACCAGUCACUUUGCCGGGAGAAGGAGAUGGAACCACCGACCAAUGGCAAGAAGUUCUUCUAUCAGCUGAACAGCAAAAAACACCACCACUACCAGCCAGACGUAAAGGAUUUCAAGGUGCAUGAACCCACGUUUGUCAAGCCCCCGGAGGUCAAAGUCCCAGAUCUGGCCAACAAAGGGUACAGUCUUCCUCCGGUGCUACAGCAGAAAUGGAUUCGGGACAAAGACUCUGGCUGCCUGACCAAAAUUAAGGACAUCACGAUGGAGCUGAAGAAACUUCCAGCCAACCUGAACGGCCACAGAGAGUCCCAGAGCACGGGUCUGAAAGAGGAUUCUUUGCCUCAGUCUAAUGGUGUUAGCAGCAGCAAGCUAAAGAUAGUGAAGAACAAAAACAAGAACGGCAGGAUUGUUAUUGUCAUGAGCAAGUACAUGGAAAACGGAAUGCAGUCGGCCAAAAUUAAAAAUGGUGAUUCUGAACCGACGGGGAAUCCGGAAAGUGGUGCCGAGAACCACUCUGAAAAGAUGAGACUGGUCCAGAAGCUCGGCCUCACAAACGGGUUUGUGAAAAACUCUGGAGACGGAUCAACUGUUUCAACUUCUGGGUUUAACGGGGAUGCCCCCCAGGAGAGGGAACAGUCCACUAAAAUGCAGCCAACUGUGACAGAACAGGCUAAACAUGUCGGGGUCAGGGUUCAGGGGCAGCUUCCAGCAGAUCAGCUUUUACAACUGACAACCAAGUCUAAUCUGCCCUCCCUGCCUGUGGAUAGGGGAGUUCCCUCCGCUUUGGACAAAAGGGAAACACAAGGUGGAUGUCAAAGACUUAAACGGCCCCUCCAUGACACCGGCACUGAGGACUGUGGGACGACCAAGAGGUUUUUGAGUUCCAGGAGUUUCCUUGAUGCUAGCGCGGCACCUUCCCCCACACAGAGCACCAGCGUCGACCAAAACGGACAGCGGAGUCUUGAAGGACUGCAGGUCUGUGGCUACACAGACCAGGAGGAACCCAUGGACCUUAGUAUGGUCAAGUCCAGAGCUAACAGUGAAGCCUGCACGUCAGCUCAGCCCCAGGCACAAACAACUGUUGAAACUCUAGUGUGCUCUCAGGACGAAAAGCACACCCAGACACAGACGGACUCACAAAGAGAGACACAGACCCCGACGGAGACACGGGACACUUCAGAGGAGCUGGACGUUGACUCCUUGUCUGAACCCAACAAGGAGAAGAGGAAAGAGGAGACCUUUCCCUCCUUCCAGUCGUUUCUUGGGAACAUUGUCAUCACGGACAUCACCACAAACUGCCUCACCGUCACCUUUAAGGAGUACGUGACCGUGUGACAGAGCUGGACCUCAGAUGUACCGCUGCACACAUGUACACUGUAAAAAAAAGUUGAUUUUUAAAAAAAAAAAUUGAAUGUAGAAACAAAAACAAACUAUUCCUGUUUCUUUUUAUGAAGUUCAGAAAAAAAGAGUUGCUCUUUUACUGUGUCAUCUGCACCUUCUUAUAUAAGCUCGUCACUGACCUGCUCUCACUGGCACAUGUUUAUCACACACACUUUUCAUUUUAGCUUGAGUCUCGUUUACACCUCUGCUGUGCAUUGUGACCUCUGACCUCAUCACAUCACACUGUGGCUUCAGUCAAUGAAGAUUCAUUCAGUCAUUUUAUUCAAAAAUCAAGUUCCAACUGUUGUUCUAACGUGUGACUUUUCAGUUGUUUGGAGCCUCAGUCUGUUUCACACUAAACACAACGGUCUGUUUAUCUGAUGGAGCGCCAGGGUGUUCAGUACGAAAGUUAGAAAAAAACGUAACUUUGAGUUAAACUCAAAGAACAGUUAGGAACAUUUCAGUCCUUGGAUGAGGUAGAGAAGCAGGUUGUCUUAGACCUGUUGACUGGACCGUAGCCCCUGGAGAGAAUAACUGUGAGAGUGUUCAGCUGAGCUGUAGUAUGAGCUCACAUUCCAUGAUCACAUGGUAAUGACUUCAGACUAAACUCAGAAUUAAGAAGUUGGACUUCCACAUUCAACCUCUGCAGAGAAAAAGUCAUGCUUCAUGUUUCUUAAAACUUUUUUAAUGUCCUCAAAACUCAAACUACAAAAAUUUCCAUGAACCUGAUCUUUAGAAAAGUGACACCACCCUGGUGUGUGUCGCAGUUAAACAGAACUGAGUGCUGCUUGGACCCAUCAGCUGUUGGACCUGCUUGAAAAAGCAGAUGUAGUUAAAACAAAUGAAGCUGCUUUUCCCUUAGUUGAUGUGAUUUAUGUUGGAAUGGAAGAAGUGAAUAUUAUUAUUAUUAUAAUUAUCAACCCUCAUUAUUCCUAUUCCUUCCUGUUACUUUUUUUAUUGUUCAAAUUCAAGUGUUUUUCUUCUCAAAAUCAAAUUUUGAGGAGAGAACAAACCACACAGAACAUAUUUAUUCCCGUAUUGUCACUGCUGUCCUUUUUUUUGGGGGGUGAUAAAACCAAGAAUGUAAUCAAAUAAGAACCCAGUGGCAGACUUGGUUCAGCACGCCCAGCUGAGCUGUGUGACCAACAAACUGGCUGCACAGGGAUUCACCUUCUGACAUAUGUACAACGUAUGAAGCACUUGUGCCAUAACUGGUUAUAAAGUAUGUGUUUUAAUCCCAUCUGUUCUCUGCUGUCAGAGCUCCAACAAAACAGGUGUGUUUUCUGCAGAACAAUAUAUUUGCAAUAAAAAUUGUUGGAAAGUCA
Cynoglossus semilaevis (tongue sole) is the source of this 3422-nucleotide messenger RNA. Its product is annotated as E3 SUMO-protein ligase CBX4. Gene Ontology annotation, cellular component: PRC1 complex. The transcript is spliced from 5 exons. Gene Ontology annotation, biological process: negative regulation of transcription by RNA polymerase II; protein sumoylation. The record is from RefSeq and is a predicted model, not a curated record. Gene Ontology annotation, molecular function: SUMO ligase activity; SUMO binding. Lineage: Eukaryota; Metazoa; Chordata; Actinopteri; Pleuronectiformes; Cynoglossidae. Bases 319 to 2052 code for a protein of 577 amino acids.